AGUCCAAUACUGGUUGUUUGUUUCUUCAAGUUUCUGAUCACUAUUUUUACUGGUUGCAGGUGAUUGUGGAAAAGGCUGAGAAAAGUGAAGUCCCAAAUAUAGACAAGAAAAAGUACCUUGUGCCAUCAGACCUAACAGUUGGUCAGUUUGUGUAUGUGAUUCGGAAGAGGAUCAAACUAAGCGCCGAGAAGGCUAUCUUCAUAUUCGUAGACAAUGUUCUUCCUCCUACUGGAGAGCUAAUGUCAAGUGUCUACGAGGAUAAGAAGGACGAAGAUGGCUUCCUUUACAUC
This is a messenger RNA of Camelina sativa (false flax), 290 nucleotides long. Lineage: Eukaryota; Viridiplantae; Streptophyta; Magnoliopsida; Brassicales; Brassicaceae. The record is from RefSeq and is a predicted model, not a curated record.